Messenger RNA from Caenorhabditis angaria, 2032 nucleotides. NCBI's taxonomy places the organism in Eukaryota, Metazoa, Nematoda, Chromadorea, Rhabditida, Rhabditidae. The record is from the annotation of a GenBank genome assembly.
AUGUGUAGAAGUGAGUCACAAUAUUUUUGAAAAAAAAGUUAUUUUAUUUGAACUUCUUAUUUGAAGAUAGUAUUGAUAACUGUUGUGAUUGGAUCGAUACAAAAAUUGAUGAUGGAACUUUUUUACCGGUUGUCAAUGGUGCGCAUUCAUGUAUGAGACAAAUUGGAAGGGUUAGUGAAUUUUUAAUUAUAGAGAAAAUUAUCAAAGAAAAAAAUAAAAAUAAAGAAAUUCAGAGAGAGAGGGAAUAAAAAUCGGGAUAUGAAAUAAAAUUUUGUUUUCUGAUAAGACGAAAAAAUAAUGGGAUGAUUCACGAAAUAAAAAAAACUUUUCGUAGCGAAAUCCACAUUCUGAAAUAAUCGAAUGCGCCUUUAAAUGUUUUUUUACUGAAAAAAAAAACAUUAAUUUUUUUCACUCUGUGAAUCAUCCCAUAAAAAUUGUCCUCUUAAACCGUAAACACUGUGAUCGACGUAAAAAUGCACAAAAUAUAUUUUUGGCAAUCUUCCAAAUCUCUGAACAGCAAAGUUGCUCUGUUUAGAAUCAUUUUUUUUUGUUUUUCAGGGAUCUUGGAAAAUCUUUUUUUUAAUCUCUGAACAGCAAAGUUGCUCUGUUUAGAAUCAUUUUUUUUUGUUUUUCAGGGAUCUUGGAAAAUCUUUUUUUUAAGAACCUAGAUUGUGCUUUUCUAGUCCACAUUAAAACUUACAUUAGAUUAUUUUUAGAAUAGUGAAAAAAUGAGAUUAAAAAAAAUUUAUUUCAAAUUUAAAAGGACGGUAUUCAGAUUUUCAAAUUAUUUUUAGAAAAAAACCCAAAGGGUAUUAAUUUCCUGCACUUCUGAUGUUUAAUUACAUCAUCAAAUAGCCUCUUCCCAAUUACCCCACAUCAAAAACUAAUUAAUUUUCUUCCAGCUUCUUGUCUACUUUGUCUACGCAAUUUCAUUUUUUCUUGCCGCUACCUCAUUUUUCAUCAUCUUGCCAUACGAACAAUUGUAAGUCUUCAAAUUUUACAAAAAAAAAUCCCAAACAUUGAAUUUAUAUUAUUCCAGAUAUAAAUCUCCAUAUCUUCUAGUCGUUCUGAGCAUUUUUGGGUUCUAUUUUCUUAUCAAUAUUCAAUUUCAUUAUUACAAAGCGAGAACUACAAAACCUGUAGCGAAUCCAGGGGUAAGUAAGAUAAUUGGAAAAUAAUUGAGAUAGAUUAUCCUUUUUUAGCAAGAAGGCGAUUCAUUUUGUGAGAAGUGUAAUUAUUGGAAAAGUCAAAGAACACAUCAUUGCUCAGUUUGUGAAACGUAAGAUUUUUACCAGGGGUCAAAUUAUUGGAACACAUAGAAUUUCACGUUUGCCAGCGAGAGUGGGGAGACUUAGAAUCAUAUCUAAUUAAUUUUUAUCAAUUUUCAGAUGUAUUUUGGGUAUGGAUCAUCAUUGUAUUUGGAUCAAUCAAUGUGUCGGAAGUCAUAAUCAUCGUCAUUUCUUUCUUUUCAUCGCAAAUCUCACCUUCGCUGCAGGAACUAUUAUUUUGGCAGGUUACCCUUCUGUUUAUGAUCAUAUAUUUAUGGUAAGUUUUUCGUGUACACUUGAAAAUUCCUAAACAAAUAUUUUUUAGGAAACCUCUGAACACACUUUCUGUACAUCAAUUUUACACUAUGCUCCACUUCAGAAUUAUAUUUGCGAUUAUAAUGGUAAUAAUUACAAAUAAAUUUAAAACUAAACAAAACUAUUUUCCAGAACUUGCUAGAACAUCGAUAGUUUUCUGCUAUUUGCUCAGCGCUGUGUUAUUUUUGAUGGUUGGCGGAUUGACACUUUGGAAUGUGUACCUCAUAUCAAUCGGUUUUACAUAUAUCGAUUAUUUGAGACAUUCCGAUUUGAAGCGAAAACCUGGAUAUCGUAACCGACUCAACAAAGGAUUCUGGAUGAAUUGGAAGAAUUUUUUGGGUCUUCGAAGAAAUCGCUCGUUUUUCAAUUAUGUUAUUCUUCCUCGAACUCUUCCUCCUCUCAUGUAUGACAAUUUUGCCAAAAAUGAUGCAUUUGAUCUGAUUGUAUGA